GAGCAAAAGUGCAAUUUGAAAAUGGGGCAGUAUGCACCAGUCUGGGAUCAUACAGCAGCAAUUGAGGUAACAAAAGAUUGGAAUGGGAUUGAUCAGGUUUUGCUUCGUAACUCUCAGGGUGCCUCUUUACGGGUUAGCUUGCAAGGAGGACAAGUUACUUCUUGGCGGAAUGACAGAGGGGAAGAGCUCCUAUUCAACAGCAGUAAGAGCAUCUUCAAGUCUCCAAAAGCUACACGAGGAGGAAUUUCUGUUUGCUUUCCACAGUAUGGAAAUGGCGGUUCACUUGAACAACUUGGAUUUGCAAGAAACAAAAUCUGGACCAUUGAGGACGACCCUCCAUCUCUAUACUCAUAUGACCCACAAGGAAAAUCUUUCAUUGACUUACUGCUGAAACCUUCAGAAGAUGAUCUGAAGUUCUGGCCUCACGGUUUUGAGUUUCGCCUUCGGGUUUCGCUGGCAUCAGACGGAAGCUUGUCCUUGAUAUCUCGUGUUAGAAACAUCAAUGGCAAACAAUUCAGCUUCUCGUUUGCUUAUCAUACAUACUUCUCUGUUUCAGACAUAAGUGAAAUAAGGAUUGAAGGUUUAGAAACACUGGACUAUCUAGACAAUCUGUGCCAGAAAGAACGCUUUACAGAACAAGGAGAUGCUAUAACUUUUGAAUCUGAGAUCGACAGAGUCUAUGUUAGUUCUCCAAAUCGUAUUGCUGUUCUUGAUCAUGAAAGGAAACGAACAUAUCUGAUAAGGAAGGAAGGAUUGCCAGAUACUGUGGUAUGGAAUCCAUGGGAGAAGAAAUCCAAAGCAAUGGCGGAUUUUGGUGACGAGGAGUACAAACAGAUGCUUUGUGUUGAUGGGGCAGCAAUAGAGAAACCCAUCACAUUGAAGCCAGGAGAGGAAUGGACUGGUCGUGUAGAGCUUGUGGUCGUGCCAUCAAGUUUUUGUGAUCUUUAAUUCUUCAAAGUCUGGGCAGAAGCAUUUUAGUAAAGGCUCAGAGCUUAAUGAGGGACUGCAAACUCUAUACUAGGUUUAUUUACUUGUUAACGAUGAUGUAAUGAUGUGUUAUACAUUAGAGUCGUUAAACUGCUGUUAUGAACCGCCAAAGCCUAUUGUUUUUUGGAAUGGCUGUUUGGUGUUUUAUCUUUUGAAAGAGAGGUUUUCGCAGAUUCAA
Nicotiana tabacum (common tobacco) is the source of this 1165-nucleotide messenger RNA. RefSeq names its product putative glucose-6-phosphate 1-epimerase. Gene Ontology annotation, cellular component: cytoplasm. Gene Ontology annotation, biological process: carbohydrate metabolic process. The record is from RefSeq and is a predicted model, not a curated record. Lineage: Eukaryota; Viridiplantae; Streptophyta; Magnoliopsida; Solanales; Solanaceae. Gene Ontology annotation, molecular function: glucose-6-phosphate 1-epimerase activity; carbohydrate binding.